Monopterus albus (swamp eel) is the source of this 2733-nucleotide messenger RNA. It is a transcript of the gene necap1, whose product is annotated as NECAP endocytosis associated 1. NCBI's taxonomy places the organism in Eukaryota, Metazoa, Chordata, Actinopteri, Synbranchiformes, Synbranchidae. Bases 412 to 1062 code for a protein of 216 amino acids. The record is from RefSeq and is a predicted model, not a curated record. Gene Ontology annotation, biological process: endocytosis. The transcript has 8 exons. Gene Ontology annotation, cellular component: clathrin vesicle coat; membrane.
GGCGCUGUGGAAUAUGGUUUAAUUAGCGGAGUCCGGUGUCGCUCGGUGUGGCUUUGCACUGUCCUGCUCCCAGUAUUUGCUCCCAGAAGCACGACAAGGGGACACCGCACGUUUUAGUUUUUAGAAGCACUGGAGACGAUAAUCGAUUUCCAGUUGUUGUAAAGGUCUUAAGGUUCGUUGUUUUGUUGUGCUGUCAGGGAUGUGACCAUGACCGCUUGUCAUCAUGGCGGGGGAUCGAUACGGGCGAGCUGCCAGGACAGUCCCACUCGCUGCCCGCUGUUCCAGCUCGGAUUAUCUUUAUACAUAAACUACUGAACGGAGGAGAAACGUUUCGGCUUUUCCACUGGAGAAUCAGCUUUUUGUUUAAGGGCAGCUGACUGGAAGCUGGAUUCUCCAGACUGGUCUGGUCGAAUGAGGCUCACGGCCAAAGGCAAAGUGGCGUACAUCAAACUGGAGGACAAGGUCUCAGGGGAGCUGUUUGCACAGGCGCCGGUGAAAGAAUAUCCUGGUGUUGCAGUGGAAACUGUCAGCGACUCCAGUCGGUAUUUUGUUCUGCGGAUACAGGAUGAAACUGGUCGCAGUGCUUUCAUAGGAGUUGGCUUCGGGGACCGAGGGGACGCUUUUGACUUCAACGUGGCUUUGCAGGACCAUUUCAAAUGGGUGAAACAGGAGGAUGAAAUCAGUAAAAGUGCCCAGCUCGGGGAUUCAGGACCAAAACUGGACCUGGGCUUUAAAGAGGGACAGACCAUCACACUCAACAUUGGGCAAGGUAAAAAGAGAGAUAAGCCCCGCCCACAAGGUUCAGGUGUGAUCGGACGCCUCCCACCACCCCCUGGAGGGAAGAUAGCCCCGCCCCCUUCAUCAGGUUCAUCCAAUCACAACAUAGUUCCCCAGACAGGCGGCACAGCGACAGGCUGCCUGUUGGAGCUGGACAGUAGUAACUCUAACACUGUGGUUCAGUCAAACCCUAGUUCAGAUCUUUGGGGAGACUUCUCUGCUCAUACAAGCUCCGUCUCACCAUCAUCACAACCACAGAACACGGCAAACUGGACCCAGUUUUGAGUCAUCGGCUGUUUCGUGGGUUGUGAUUUCUAUCUCUCCUGCAUCUGUGCCCAUAGCUUCCUGUGCAUCCCACACACUGAUCCCAAAGCAGAGCUGUGAAACACCCCAGAGCUGUAGAAACUACUCCUGACAUCUUUACAUUCAGAAAGAAUCAAAUUCAGAAUUUCCUGGUUGGAAAUGAAGCAUUAACGCAUCAAAGCCAUUAUGUGAUUAGGAGCCAUUUUCAGUAAUAUUUAAGGGCUAUGUGUGAUGUCCUGAGUACCAGCUGUUCCUCGUUUGCGUCUGCGUCGCCUCCCCAGUAGAUGGCUCUCUAAACAGACCUUUAUCUCUGACUGGGAGUGUAUCUGUCGCUGCAGCAGCCCCCCUGCAGCCCUGCAGAGUUCAUCUCGGAGCAGGCACCAGAACUGCAAAGAAGGCCACUGAGGCAGUUUCUUUAAUGCUCUACAAUUGGCGCUUAGGUUUUAUUUUUCUAAACCAGCCUUAUUGUUUCUAUUAAAGUUGAAUUUUUGCUAAAUAAUUACACCAGUGGUCUGUCUAGUCCUUAGAACAGUAAUGCACGUAAUGCCCCUUUACCCUUUAAAAUGAGACGCUUGUUUCAGUCCUGACACUGUGGAGUAGCACAGCUUUGUCUGAGGUCUUUAAAAGUCUAUUUAAAACAGCCGCAGGUCUGAGGUGGGGUUUGAUUACAUAAUGAUAAAGUAUUUGGAUUUAAACUUAGCUUUUCUUUCUUUGAUAUGAAAACACAAAUGCAACCCAGUACUUCAGUAAUCUUUAUCAUGCUUAUGUGGUACAGUACAUUACCACAGGAGCCAGGAGUGAUCUAGUGUGUCUAUGAAGCUCAUGUGUUCAGAGAAGGGAUGCAUUAACAGUCCUCUCUAAAUUUAUGCUUGUGAUGUAAAAUCAUUUGUUUACUGCUGGGUGCGUAUUAUCAGCAGGUUUAUUAUGUGGAAACACUGAAUUCAGUAGCCAAAUUCAGACAUGCAGUCUUCAUGUCAUUUACUUCCACUUCAUUUUCCUGCAUUGUCAAAACUGAAUAAGCUAAAAGUUAAAUAUAACAUAUCUUUCUGCUGCACUUGUUGAUCGAUGUUUCUGCUGACACUAAAUUAAAGCUAUGUCAAUACUUCAAACUGAUGUGAGGAUGAUGAGCUUCACUUUCUGCAUUAGUUAUUAAUUUCAUCCAAAAUGGAAGGAAUGCAAUCAGUUGACCUAUGUUGCCAUGUUGGUGAAACGACCGUGGGGAUUUUUAAUGUUUAGGAGCUGCAGUGCAUCUGUAGUGAACUCAUGACGGUCAGCACUAAAUACUAUGGGUUUUAUAGAAAUGAUAAAUCUUCAGCUGAGGAGUUUACAAAGUAAGACGUUCAACAAGAGUCUGAAACAACACUGAGAAAGAAGUUUGACAAUCUGAGGAAAAGAUUUUGAACUUAAAAGGAGUAAGACAUUUUAGGAAACAGACGCGAGUCUUGAUGCUACUCAUGUAAAUAUGAAACUCCAGUCAGCAGUGGCUUAGCUUAGAGACUGGAAAUGGCUGGCUCAACCCAAGUUAACAAAACCCAUAUGCAGUACGAGCACCUCUGAAACGCUCUGCUCAAAACAUCAAACUGUUUUUAUAAAUAAGUUAUGUUACUGAGCGGCACUAGCUGCAGGAAUGAACAGAAGUCAUGUCGUAUACUU